This is a messenger RNA of Sardina pilchardus (European sardine), 1950 nucleotides long. RefSeq names its product FKBP prolyl isomerase 16 (gene fkbp16). Lineage: Eukaryota; Metazoa; Chordata; Actinopteri; Clupeiformes; Clupeidae. Gene Ontology annotation, cellular component: membrane; mitochondrial envelope; endomembrane system. The coding region runs from base 1 to 1392 and encodes 463 amino acids. The transcript has 8 exons. Gene Ontology annotation, biological process: protein folding; negative regulation of apoptotic process. Gene Ontology annotation, molecular function: protein binding; protein folding chaperone; peptidyl-prolyl cis-trans isomerase activity. The record is from RefSeq and is a predicted model, not a curated record.
AUGGGGAUGGAGAUGGACGCAGGAGAGCAGGUGGACAAGGAGAAAGCGGAGAGCCACUGCAAGACAGGCGCUGAUGAGGCAGAGGAGGAGAAGGAGGAAGACGAAAGAGAAAAGGAAGAGCAGGCCCUGGAGAGCGCGGGCGACAGACAAGAUGGCGGUGGCGGUGGCAUGGAGGAGGCCAACGGGGGUGCCGCGUGCCCUGCCUCCGAGGAGGGCGAGGAGGGCGAGGAGGUGCCCACAGAGGAGCAGCGGAAGAUGAGGAAGACGUCCAGCUUCAUGAAGACCGUCCGGUUUCGAGACCCCUCGGAGACAGAGCCCGAAGAGAAGAGGGACAGCUCAGUGGAGAACCUGUUUCCAGACUACGAGACAGAGGAAUGGACCUCAUCCAGCUUUGAGGAGCUGUUCUCGGCCCAAGAUUGGAUCAACAUUACAGAUGACCGACUGCUGAGGAAGAAGGUCCUGGAGGCCGGCGUGGACGAGGCCCAGGGCCCAGCCUGGGGUCAGGAGGUCACGCUCCGAAUGCAGGGCGUCCUGGAGGAUCGCAUGGUGGUGGAGAAGGACUCCAAGCUGGUGUUUGUCAUCGGAGAAGGGGACGUCAACCAGGCGCUGGAAGAGUGUGCAAUAUCAAUGAGGAAGGAAGAGAUCGCAUUACUGCUGGCGGACUCUCAGUACACCUACGGUCUUUUAGGAAGGGAACUUGACAUCCCGGCCUGGGCUCCAAUCCUGUACCAGCUGCAGCUCCUGGCCUUCCGGGACAAGCCUGACCCCCAGACCCUCCCGGUGGCAGACCGCAUCCGCAUCGGCAACCACAAGCGGGAGCGCGGCAACUUCUUCUUCCAGCGGGAGGAGUACAGCAUGGCGGCGCGGGCAUACUGCAUGGCACUGGACGUGCUGACCAUUCACACACGAGGCGACGAGUGUUGCCAGGUCCAGGAGGAAGAGGAAGUGAACGACCAGCGGGUGAAGUGUCUGAAUAACCUGGCCACAGCCCAACUCAAACUGGAGCAGUUCGAGGAGGCCCUCCACACCAGCCGUGAUGUGCUGUUCCUUGAUCCGCUCAGCGUCAAGGCCCUUUUCAGAGCAGGGAAGCUCUUGUCGGACAGGGGUGAGUAUGAGGAGGCUAUGGAAUUGCUGAAGAAAGCCCUGAAACUGGAGCCAACAACUAAGGCCAUUCACGCCGAGCUAUCAAAGCUUGUGAGACGACAGUCUGGUGGAAACGAAACUCAAAAAUGGAAAGCUAAACCAGCUCAGGUGUUAGGGGACAAUAUUUCACCCUUCGUGAUUCCUCCCAAAAAGAAGCCCUCAGGAAUUUCUUGGAAAUUUCUGCUUGGUGCUCUGGUGGUGGCCUUGGGCAGUUUAGUGACAUCAGUGGUCCUGACUGCAAGAAACUAACUCUCCUAAACUACUCUCAAACUACUGUACACUACAAGCCCAACAGCAGAACUGCCAAGAGGGAGAAAGUGCAUUGAAUCGUUGUAGUAACUGCCCCUAUUAAGUUCUGAUGUUGACUAACACCGACACAUGCAACGUAGAAUGUAUUGAAUGCACUUCUAGGCACAAAUCACAUUUGCCAGAGAUUUAUUUUGCUUACAUUUCUGUGCUGUCCUCCUGGAUCACAGUUAUGGUACAACUAUGUCAUCAAAAAAUCCUCCAUGUCAUUCAUUCUGAUCUUGUCAUUCAUUUCCUUUCCAAAACCCCAUGUGAAAUAUUUCAAUUACACUUCAUGCAACUAAAGGAAGUACAGGGAUAAAGAUGUGGAUGUUAAAUGUGGUUUCUUUAAAAUUGCUUUCAAUUGAUAAAGACCAAACCAAAGGAAAUGUCUAAACUGCAACUGAUUUUGUCUUGAAAUUUUUAUAUUUGACAUUUUAGAUUGAGGAAAAUAAACCAUAGCCUAUUAAUUGAAAUAUGUAUUUUUUUCCAAAUCUGUUUUGUUACAUGUUGUCCGGAGCU